UCGUUUAUUUAUUUGUUUUUGUACUCGAUCUGAAUGCCUAUUUCAUAUUGUACUUUAUUUUUCGACCCCUCUUCUUGUUACGUGCGAAGAUCUCAGCGCUGUUUCUUUUUUUUUUUCCUCGAUUUUUUUUUUCUGCAGUAAAGUUUAUAUACGAAAGUCCGAUUUAGAGUCUUAGAUAUUGUUAGACAUUCGUAUUAAAUAUAUUAAGGGAUCUUGUUUUAUGUUGUAUUUUGCUUUUAAACGUCGAACUACGUCAAGUCUGUUAGAGAUGGAGAGCGAGACAGGUACACAGACCAGCUCUCCUUCAGUCAGUCCGGCACCUCCAGAACUGACCGGUGCUCUUGACCAUGCUUCGCACUGUGGCACGGUCAUACCAAACCGCAUCUUUGUAGGAGGGCUUGAUCUCAAAACUAAUGAGAAUGAUCUCAGGAGGUUUUUCUCUGGGUAUGGAACAGUUAAGGAAGUGAAGAUUGUUACUGAUCAUGCUGGAUUGUCAAAGGGGUAUGGUUUUGUUACCUUUGAGACUGCAGAAGAUGCACAGAAAAUUCUGCAUGAUGCUAGUGCUGAUAAAUUGUGUUUUCGAGAUAAGAGGUUGAACAUCGGACAGGCCAUUCGUAAGCAAGUAGCCAUGCAUUGUGGUUACAAUGUGGCAAGUCCCAACCCACCUGUGGCUCUCCCAGCACCGUUUGGCACCGUGCACCUAACCACACCCACUGGAUAUCCCUAUACCUACCACAACGGAGUGGCCUACUUCCACAACCCGGAGCCAAAUAUACACCCAUCUCUCUGGCCUGCUUCACACACAGCACCCGGAUCUCCAGUCAUGGUGGCUCACUCUACUCCUCCUUUUUAUACUCCACAAACCUGCCCCCAACACCAGAGCUCUUCCCAGUACAUGAAUGGACACGUGCCAUGGGCUUUUCCUCAGGUAGAGUCCUCUGUCCCUGUGAACCUAAAUCCUUUGUUAUAUGUCCAACCUGCUGAGUUGAUGUAUCACCCAGUGGAGCCUAUUGAGAAUGGGUGUGUUCGGUCAGCUGUGCCUCUGAUGGAAGCCGGUGUUCCUGAGGCAUAUAUGGAUCACCUGGUGCAGCAACCGUAUCAGGUUUGUUUGCAGAGACCAAUGAUUCUCCCGCACAGUGAUGGAGUGAAGGAGCAAAAGUUCCAGCCUGUGAGACGAGGCUUCUCUCACUCUGCCAUCCACACGAGACCCAGGUACUGCCGUGGCCCUCGUUACACACACCUGCGCAAAGAAUACCGGCCUGAUCUUCGCACCUCGCCUCCUCCUGCAUCCUCACCCACACAGGAUGCGCUGAAAUAGAAGGGCUUGGUCUGUUUCCUCAUCUCACUGCUCAACACACACCUGUCAGUGCGUCUAACUGAAACACAAACACUCUCGAACAAAUAUAAACCCCAAACUGUCACAUCUACUCGCCUAACUAUUAAUAACCUAACCUAUUAAUAGCCUAACUCGCCUGCUAUUAAUACAUUUCAAGUUGUCUUUGCUGACAGAAAACACAAACUUCUAAUAAGCUUUAAUCUAAAUCUCGAUACUGCAAAGCCUGAAAACAGAAACAAAAUCGACAAAACCCAAAAAAAAAAAGAACACUAUCUCCAUCUUAUUUAUACAAAGCCAGUGUACAAACGAUACAAAACAUAGAACAAUGACCAAAGAACACAAACUAGCACCUCGAGCAAGCUUUAUUCUCAAAAAGGGAAAUAAAAUUGAUUAAACCGACGUUUUACCAAAUAUAAAUCUGAACUGUGUUUAUAGUCUUAACAAGAACAAAAUGUGUAAAUCAGGUUUAUAAACCCUUUAUAUCUACCAAGAUAUAAAAACAAGACAAACACAAAUCUCUCUCUCGCUCUCUCAAUAGUCUCGGCUCUCAUUAGGACAAAUAUUCAGUAAAAUACACUUUUUAUAUAUAUAUAUAUAUAUAUAUAACACAUUUCAUAUUUCCAUCAGCAUGAUUUCUUUGAUCCGUGAGCAUCUGAUUCUUGCUCCAAAUUCUUUUUGUUCCCCUUUUACCUCUUGGGUGUAAAUGGAAAGUUGCUUUUUAAAGAAGACUUUUAUUGGAAGUCUGUCGAUUCAUCCAAAGCUAAUUAGCUAUAAAUCCACAUAACGUAUUCACCGUUUCCGUGUCCAAGAUUUGUAAUUGUAUUGGAAACUCUGCUUAUCAUGCCAAUGAGGAAUCUACACUUUGUAGGUUCAGUCAAGAAUUAAAAAAAAGGUCAGAAAAACAACAUGAAAAUAGUUUUGAUCUGCUGCAAUACGCAUUCAAGAUUUAAUUAGGACGGAUCCAGUCAAAUUGUCAGAAGGAGCAUUUUAAUACCAUAAAACCACAAACAUGAAGAGAAACACAAAAAAUCUGGAUGCUACGUAUCAAUACGUGCCUUAUGGACAUUUCAUAACUAACUUUCUACUUUUAUAACCAAAUAAAAAAUAAAAAAUGAUGUCCAUAUGCUCACUAUGUACUAGUUUUUAUCAACUCUCUCAACAUGUAGACACUCAUACAUAUAGACAGUAUAUUAUAACAACGGCAUAGUCCUACGGUCAGCUUAAUCAACCAGGCACGAUUGUUUAUUUAUUUAAACAUAUCUUUAUCAGUUUGUCUGUAGCACGUCUUUGUUCACCCAGUUUUAGGAGAAACACUUUCAUCUUUACCCACAAACUGUUUUCCUCCAUACUGAGUGUUUCUUUGGCUUGGUGGUUUAUUUGUGUGUGUAUAUAGUUAUAAGGAUUUCUAUUUGCCUUCUUUCUCAUUUACUACCAUUUUAACACAUUGUUCGUUUAGCCUAAUGUGUGUACAUGUCACUCAGGGCAUUUUAUGACACUUCUAAUGAUAAUUUUUGAUGUAUGUGCAAACCGUGCACCAAGAAAGUGUCAUAGUUCUCCAAAAAUCUUUAUUUUUUUCUAGGUAGUUGUUCUGGAAAUGAAUCCAGUAAAAUAUUUUGUGUUGAUAAAUGAAUACAAAAAGAAAAUACAGAAAAAAAUAUAUAUAUUGAAAGGUGGGUUUCUUGUUUGUCACAGUUUUGUUGUUAUCGUUAAGGGAAUUUGCAGCGUUGAAGAGUGUUUAAUGUCGUUUCUGAAAUGCGUUUCUGUCAAAUUUGCCUUUAAACUGUUUUUGAAAACUGCAUUGUUGAAAUCAAUAAAUCCAACGGAGUGAUUAA
Tachysurus fulvidraco (yellow catfish) is the source of this 3168-nucleotide messenger RNA. RefSeq names its product protein boule-like. The record is from RefSeq and is a predicted model, not a curated record. The transcript has 11 exons. Gene Ontology annotation, molecular function: RNA binding. The coding region runs from base 221 to 1318 and encodes 365 amino acids. NCBI's taxonomy places the organism in Eukaryota, Metazoa, Chordata, Actinopteri, Siluriformes, Bagridae.